AUGAAGCUGAAUGUUGUCAUUUCUCUUGCCAACCACAACGGACCUUACACCAACAAUGAUAUCAUCGUUGGUGUUGCCACGUUGAGCGUGGUAGAAGACAUACAAGUUACUAGUAUUGAAGUUUUGCUUCAAGGAGUGAUUGAGAUAGAUUAUAAGCGAGGUAAUGAUUCAAACCGUGUUAAAACAGUUUUCUUGGAAUCCCAAAAGCAUGUGUUUCCUGAUAAACAGCUCCUUUUCCUCAAGGAUCCUGCCAACAGGGACACCACCGGUGGCGGGAGUACCAUAGAUUACACCUUGCCACAAGGCGACUACAGCUAUCCAUUUUCAUUUCAAUUACCCGAUUCUUCAGAAUUCUACCCUCCCUCAUUGCACUGUAAACCACCGAAACUCUCGCAUUUCGCCCUGGUGAGGUAUUCCAUCGUCGCAGUGGUGCACCGCCCAGGGUUCUACAGGCCAAACCUCAUCACUUACAAUAGUUUCCGGUUCCAACCACACUAUACCAGUCUAUCAUAUGAUCCAUUGUUAUUGGUUUAUUCCAAGAAAAAAAUCCCAAUAGGAAACAUCAGCCAUGGUAAUCCUUCUAAACUCGCCAUCAAUGAUGCCGGACUUCUCAAACGGGUUCUUACUCCAAGAGCCACCCUGGUACCAUUAUCCCUCACUGCGGUGUUCAAACCGUAUAUCGAGAACUCUCAUUUGACUCAGGUGGAAGAGCAUACAAAGUAUCGGUUUAUCCCCAUGAAGGCCAGACUUCACCGGUGUUUGGAUCUUAAAAUCAUCAUUCCAAUGUCGUACCAUGCCCUUCAAUCAAUGAUAGAAGCAGGAUCAACCCGUAUCACUCUCACUAGGAUGAAUAUUCAAGUACGGCAAACCGUGGGGUACGGCCAAUCCACAGGGGUCAUCGCGUAUCAUACCAAAGUUGUGAAUAAACGAUUAAAUCAAAUUCUUGAUCUUUGCAGGGAUUUCCAACUGAUCCCCAGAGAGGAUUUUCCACUAUUAGGAACCCUGAAAAACAUUGAAAUUCCGUUCUUUGGGACAGGGAAAAGUUUGGACUCUCUGUUGCUGGAAAACCUUGAUUCUUGGCCAGAAAGACCUCCUGAAUACUUGGCUGAGAAAUCACCCGAGCACUUGGCUGAUAAACCUCCUGGAUAUUUCACAGAGACAACCCAAGAGGAAAAAAAUACUUUCUUAUCAUUCACGUUAUUGCCAGAAUGUUACGAUGGAAUAAUCACCACACACCAUCGUCUGUGUAGUUACAAAGGAUUAUGCAUCAAACACGAGCUCUAUAUAGCAUUGACGAUUCGUUCUCCUAAUGGUCGAGAACUAGAAUUAGUCUGUAUGUCUCCGGUGGUGAUGCUAGCUAGCGGCUGGGAAAAAAAAGGUGGGAAUAUCCAACAUCAAAAGUGGUGA
Saccharomycopsis crataegensis is the source of this 1407-nucleotide messenger RNA. RefSeq lists its product as uncharacterized. The coding region runs from base 1 to 1407 and encodes 468 amino acids. Gene Ontology annotation, biological process: protein transport. Gene Ontology annotation, cellular component: cytoplasm. The transcript has a single exon. The record is from RefSeq and is a predicted model, not a curated record. NCBI's taxonomy places the organism in Eukaryota, Fungi, Ascomycota, Saccharomycetes, Ascoideales, Saccharomycopsidaceae.